UGGUGUCUCUCUGUUCCCAGACCCCCCCCUCAGAGGAGCUGUCGCUCGGCUCCGGUCGGGUCAUGGACACCUGCUGCAGAUGGGACCUGAUGGGAGACUGGAGGGGACGAGGGAGGAGGCGGGGCCAGGGACGCUGUUCAACCUCAUCCCCGUUGGGCUCCGUGUCGUCGCCAUCCAGGGCGCCAGAGCCGGGCGCUAUGUGGCCAUGAAUGGGGCCGGGCUCGUGUACAGCUCCGUGCACUUCACCCCUGAGUGCCGCUUCAAGGAGGGUGUGUUUGACAGUUACCAUGUGCUCUAUGCCUCAGCCCUGUACAGGCAGCGCCGCUCGGGCCGCGCAUGGUACCUGGGGCUGGACAGGCAGGGCCGCCCCAUGGCCGGGCCCCGCGUGCGCAAGGACAAGGCGGCCGCGCACUUCCUGCCCCAGCUUAUGGAGGUUGCUCUCUAUCGGGAGCCAUCUUUGCACGAGGUCGAAGAGCCCCCAGGGACCCCCCCCGAGGCCUCGAAGCCGACCUCUGACCUCUGACCUCCAUCACGUGACCUCGGACCCCUGAACUGUGACCUCCGUGCUCAUCACAUGACCUCUGACCCCCAUAAUGUGACCUCUGACCCCCAAACUGUGACCUCCGUGCUCAUCA
Messenger RNA from Melopsittacus undulatus (budgerigar), 635 nucleotides. RefSeq names its product fibroblast growth factor 11-like. Gene Ontology annotation, cellular component: nucleus; cytoplasm. The transcript has 5 exons. Bases 80 to 523 code for a protein of 147 amino acids. Gene Ontology annotation, molecular function: sodium channel regulator activity; growth factor activity. Gene Ontology annotation, biological process: regulation of voltage-gated sodium channel activity. NCBI's taxonomy places the organism in Eukaryota, Metazoa, Chordata, Aves, Psittaciformes, Psittaculidae. The record is from RefSeq and is a predicted model, not a curated record.